CUCUCUGUCCUACAUCUAGGGUUUUCUCUGUCUCCUCAUGCCCCUUGAGAGGUUCACCAGGAGGAAGAUGGUUCGGUUAAGUUGCACAUAUCUGCGGGGUUACGAGACCGAGGAGUGAAGAAGGAUCAAGAUCAUCGGGAUUGAGACAGGGACUGAGACCGAUCGAGUCGGAGCAAGAGGAAACCAGCUGAUGAAAUGAUAGGCUGUUCCAAGAAAGCUCGAGCGCGAUGGCGUUGGAUGCGCUCUACCUGUUGAAGCUCCUCCUCAGGUCUGGCCCUCCCGUCGCUACCAUCCCUCAGAUAUUGGCCAACAAUAGUUUCUUCCUGAACUGCAAUAACCUAACCAUUGUAGCUGGUUCUUAUGAAAUCUUGUUUAUUGUUGGAACAUGUCAUAUUCUGGUUGGACUUUCAUUUUGCCACUGUUGAAUUAAGAACUCACAAAAUGACAGCAUUUGCGGGGGCCCACAUAAUAGAAGAAUUUCUAGCUUUCUACUUCAUAUAUCCUUUAAUCCUUAGGCCCCAUAACCAUAUAGAUACAAGGUGUUGUUCACCCCUCUCAGAGUUAAGUAUUUAAUUGUCAGUAUUUCUUUUUUAAGCCUUUGAAUUCUUGUUUUUCAUGUUAGUUAGAUAUGAUCAAUGCUUGCUUUAGGAUUUGGUUAGGCAUCUACACUCUUAUUCUUAUUUAAUCAACAAAGGACUUUUAUUGGAUCAUUUUGGGUAUCUUCAGAUUUCUUUAACUGGAACAAAGUCAAGAUACGCUAUUGUGAUGGUGCAUCUUUUGCUGGGCACCCUGAAAGUGAGUUUAAGGCAAGUCCAGUGGAUGUUUUUCAGCUUGGUCAGGAAUUAUGCAAAUUCUAUUUUUUACAUGUAGUGUGUGUGCAUGUGUGUGUGUGUGAGAGAGAGAGAGAGAGAGAGAGAGAGAGAGAGAGAUUUGACUAGUUAUGUCAUCUCUUCAUCUUUUCUCUAUAGAAUGGAACAGAACUAUUCUUCAGGGGUCAGCUUAUUUGGGAAACACUUAUGGAUGAGCUCUUGUCAAUUGGAUUGUCUAAUGCUAGACAGGUAUUGUUCUUAAUUUUAUAAUAAAAUUACUUUUUUUUUGGGGUUAAAUUAGAGAAGUUGAUAAAACAUUAUUCAUAAUUAAGCUUGUAGAUGACUAAUUCCUUAUUCAAUGGUCAUUAUUUGUGGGAACAUAGUAACAGAUUUCUUCCUUACUGUUAUUUAAGGUGAAAAAGCGAACUGAGACAAGAAGACCUCCUAAGGAAGUGCAAAGUGAUGGCUUCAUCGAAGCGAGCUGGACACUAAGGAAAUUGUAAAAAAUAAAUAAAUAACAUAGACAAAAUCUCAAUAAUUCCCAAAAGUAUGAUGCAUUUAACAUUUCAAAUAAUAAAUAUCCAUCAAAAGCAUAAAACAUCCAAUAAAAUCCGACAUUCCAAAUACUAAUAUCUCACAUAAAUUUAAGAUAUCCAACAACAAAAAUCUUAAGAAAAAUUUCAUUUCAGUUGAGAUUUUUUUUUUUUCCUCCUUUCCAUUUAAUUAAAAAUCGAAACAACAAAAUUUCCAAAUAAAAUAAUAAUAAUAUCAACAACUCCAUACUAUUUCACAACGCAUUUUUUAAUAGCCACUUUAUUGCCAUAAUUCUAAGGCUCACAAUAGCUGCUAUUUUUUUUUCUUCUGUUUUUCCGUAUAUGAAAUUGAUUACAAGAUAUCGCCUAAAAGACAACCAAGUAGUGCUACAUACUUUAUCCAUCUAGAAAAAUAAAAAGAAAACUACAAUACUUUAGACUAUGAAGCAUGGGCAUUUCGAUAAACAUGCCAUACUUGUACCAACCAAGUUGACUAUGAAGCAUGGGUACAAAUCAUGUUGAGCGCCCAGCGAAAGAAAAACACAUAAGAGCUAUUUUUGCUGCUAUUUCAGCUACGAGGCCUCGAGUGGAUGUAGCUUAUUGCAUACAUGCUUUGGCUAGACAAUUAUCAAAGACAAAAUUGGCGUGGAGUAUAUGAGUUUGCUUGCGAGUCAGUACUCUGUGUUGGAUGCAGGGAGUAUUGAGAGAGUUGACAAUAGCACCUUCAGCUGUUACAUAUACAAUUUCAAGUUCUUUGCUUUUGAAGUGUGCCCUGUUUUGUUGGUUAGAGUUGAAGAGGAACCAAAUGGUUUUUGUAUCAAGCUUUUGUCCUGCAAGCUUGAAGGUUCACCAAUUGUGGUUGCACAGAAUGAGAAGAUUGAUGCUUCUAUGGUGAAUAGAGUAUCAUGCAAUAGGAAACAGAGCGACUCCUCGGUGGAUGUACUCACUUCAGAUAUAGCUAUUGAGGUCAGCAUUGAGAUUCCUUUUGCAUUUCAACCAAUUCCCGUGCAAGCCAUUGAAUCAACCGACACUCAAGUACUAGAACAAAUAUUGAGGAUUAUGCUUCCUUGCUUUAUGGCACAGAGCCAACAUGAUGAGUUGGAGGCAAAGUUUUUCGAGGAGAGAGCACCUUUGAAGCUAAAUAGCAAAGCACACUCCAUAUUAUUAUUAUUUUUUUUUUAUUAAAAUGAGAGUAUUAGCAAUUUUUAUUUUUAUUUUUUUGUAUUAACAUAAUGUGAUUUAAGGUUUUUGUUUUUGGUUAUGGAAAAUUGGAAUACUGACUCAUAUUAUGGUAUAUGUUUUGAAAAUGGUGAUGGAUUAUAGGUUGGUUGUUAUUUAUUAUUAUUUUAUU
Messenger RNA from Camellia sinensis, 2693 nucleotides. The record is from RefSeq and is a predicted model, not a curated record. Lineage: Eukaryota; Viridiplantae; Streptophyta; Magnoliopsida; Ericales; Theaceae.